AUGGCUGGUGCUUUACCGAGGCGAAUCAUCAAAGAAACUCAACGGCUUAUGGCCGAUCCUGUGCCAGGAAUCUCUGCAAGUCCUGACGACAACAAUGCACGGUAUUUUCAUGUAAUGAUUGCUGGACCACAAGAUUCUCCAUUCGCUGGUGGUGUAUUCAAACUGGAGCUAUUUCUGCCUGAGGAAUAUCCUAUGGCCGCACCUAAGGUGCGAUUUAUGACAAAGAUUUACCACCCGAACAUUGAUAAGCUUGGAAGGAUCUGUCUUGAUAUAUUAAAAGACAAAUGGUCUCCGGCAUUGCAAAUUCGUACGGUUCUCUUGUCUAUUCAAGCACUUCUUUCAGCUCCGAAUCCUGAAGAUCCGCUAGCCACGGAUGUCGCUGAACAAUGGAAAACGAAUGAAACUGAAGCGAUUCGUACUGCGAAAGAAUGGACGCUGCAGUACGCUCGAGAAUAA
Molecule: messenger RNA, 456 nt
Organism: Necator americanus (New World hookworm)
Lineage: Eukaryota; Metazoa; Nematoda; Chromadorea; Rhabditida; Ancylostomatidae
Exons: 5
Coding region: 1-456 (151 amino acids)
Source: RefSeq, a predicted model, not a curated record